AUGACUAGUGAAAUUCACUCUUUCUUUGAUACCAAGGAUUAAUUGAAGAAUAAGAUUUGGACAAAGUUUUGCAAAAAUUAGUAUAAAGUAAACAUUUUAAAAAUUUAUUUAGAAUGAUUUUAUUGAAUACUAGUCUGAAUGCAAUCGAUUGAGCAAAACUCAUAAGUAAUUAAAGCCAUUUAGUAUUUAAAUUGGUUAGGAAACUUUAUAUGCUUUCAAAAAUUAGUAACCAUAAGGAAUGGUGUAAUUGACUGUUACAGUAAUGUUAUUUAAACGAUACGAUGACUAAGAAUUCAUUAGAUUGUAGAGAAAUGGCCAGUAUGUAGAUAUAGUCAUAGAUAACUUUGAGUAAUUAAAGAAAGUCUUAAUUGGUAAGUGUGUACUGACAACUUUCCAUAAUGAUUUUAAUGUUCUCAAAAUGAUAGGAAAGGGAAGUUUUGCUAAUGUAUAUUUGGCCAAAAGGUAAUCAAAUGGAGUUCAGUACGCUGUAAAAGCUUUUAGCAAACUGUAUAUUCAUGGUCAAUUUAGAGGUAGAGAGGGUUUAGAAAAUGAGAUCAGAGUGAUGAGGAGAUUGAAUUAAGAGAAUAUUUUACAUCUUUAUGAAGUUCAUGAAACUUAAAAUUCUAUUUAUUUUGUACUGGAUUUAUUGGAAGGGGGAGAAUUAUUGAAGAGAGCUCAAUCUAAAAUAUAUUCAGCAUAGAAAAUCCAGCAAUUAAUGUACAACUUAAUAAAAGCAUUAUUUCAUAUUCAUUCAAAAAAAUGUAUGCAUAGAGAUUUGAAACCAGAAAAUUUGUUAUUAAAGAGCAAAGAUAAUGAUACAGAUAUAGUAAUAGCAGAUUUUGGACUUGCUCAUAUAAUGGAUUAAUAGCCACUUUAUAAAAGAUGUGGAACUCCAGGAUUUGUAGCUCCUGAGAUUUUGAAAUACAAUGAUGGUGGUCCAUUUUACAAUGAAAAAUGUGAUAUCUUUAGUACAGGAGUAAUAUUUUACUUAAUGAUUACUGGUAUUUAACCAUUUAGUGGAUGUGAAUAUUAGGAGAUAUUGUAAUCUAAUAAGGCAUGUCAAAUUAAUUAUGAUAUCCCAUAAUUUAACAAGGUAUAUUAUAUUAAAAAUUAUAAUAAUUAGGGUCCUUAACAUUUGAAGAAUUUAUUGAAGAAAAUGUUAAAGGCUGAUCCAGAUGAAAGAUAUACUGCAGAAGAAUGUUUGAAACAUGAAUAUUUUUAAGAGAUCUACAAUUAAGAUGAUUUAUUAGAUAACAAGGAGAAUUUAUAAAAAUAUGAAUUGGAAUUCAUUUCACCCUUAUAAAGAAAGAAGUAUAAUAAUUAGUUUAGUAUUUUAGUUCUUAGGAAAGUUAAGAAGGUUCUAUGUUAUUGAUGAGUAAAUAAUAAUAAUGGAAUGGUUAAACUGAGACAAUAGGAUCUUUGUCUAAUUGUUCAAAUGUUGGUUCAAAUAAUAAGGCUGAUAAAUAGUAGACUUAUCUAUCUAAAUUCAGUUAAUUUUGUUCAUAAAUGAAACAAGAAGGAUUAGUUUAAAAUAAUUAAAGUAUUUAGAAAAAGAAAAAUCGUUAAGAUUUACACAAAUUUGCAUUAUAAAACAGUUAUUAAUAAAAGUAAAGAAGUAAAGAUGAUGAUUAUGUAAUUGAUGAUGAAUAAUCAGGAAUUAGUAAUUAAUUAUCUUAAUUAAAUGCUUAAUUACCAAAAAUGGGAUUUUUAAAGAAGAGUCAGUCUUUAGAUGUAGAUUGA
Molecule: messenger RNA, 1740 nt
Organism: Paramecium pentaurelia
Lineage: Eukaryota; Ciliophora; Oligohymenophorea; Peniculida; Parameciidae
Source: the annotation of a GenBank genome assembly